Messenger RNA from Arvicola amphibius (Eurasian water vole), 777 nucleotides. It is a transcript of the gene C1ql1, whose product is annotated as complement C1q like 1. Bases 1 to 777 code for a protein of 258 amino acids. Gene Ontology annotation, molecular function: protein binding. The record is from RefSeq and is a predicted model, not a curated record. Lineage: Eukaryota; Metazoa; Chordata; Mammalia; Rodentia; Cricetidae. The transcript has 2 exons.
AUGCUGCUCGUGCUGGUGGUGCUCAUCCCGGUGCUGGUGAGCUCGGGCGGCCCGGACGGCCACUAUGAGAUGCUGGGCACCUGCCGCAUGGUGUGCGACCCCUACCCUGCGCGGGGCCCCGGCGCCGGCGCGCGGUCCGACGGCGGCGACGCUCUAAGCGAGCAGAGCGGUGCGCCCCCGCCCUCCACGCUGGUGCAGGGCCCCCAGGGGAAGCCGGGCCGCACCGGCAAGCCGGGCCCCCCCGGGCCUCCAGGGGACCGGGGCCCUCCGGGUCCCGUGGGACCGCCCGGGGAAAAAGGAGAGCCAGGCAAGCCUGGUCCUCCUGGCCUGCCGGGUUCAGGAGGCAGCGGCGCCAUCAGCACGGCCACCUAUACCACGGUGCCACGCGUGGCCUUCUAUGCCGGCCUCAAGAACCCUCAUGAGGGUUACGAGGUGCUCAAGUUUGACGACGUGGUCACCAACCUAGGCAACAACUACGAUGCGGCCAGCGGCAAGUUUACAUGCAACAUUCCUGGCACCUACUUUUUCACCUACCACGUCCUCAUGCGCGGCGGCGACGGCACCAGUAUGUGGGCGGACCUCUGCAAGAACGGCCAGGUCCGGGCCAGCGCCAUCGCCCAGGAUGCAGACCAGAACUACGACUAUGCCAGCAACAGCGUGAUCCUGCACCUGGACGCAGGCGAUGAGGUCUUCAUCAAGCUGGACGGAGGCAAAGCGCACGGUGGCAACAGCAACAAAUACAGCACUUUCUCUGGCUUCAUCAUCUAUUCAGACUGA